Messenger RNA from Polychytrium aggregatum, 855 nucleotides. RefSeq lists its product as uncharacterized. Lineage: Eukaryota; Fungi; Chytridiomycota; Chytridiomycetes; Polychytriales. The record is from RefSeq and is a predicted model, not a curated record. The transcript is spliced from 3 exons. The coding region runs from base 1 to 855 and encodes 284 amino acids.
AUGAAGAACGUCUACUGGGUCGUCUCUACCCUCAUGGCCGUCGCCGCCGUCAGCGCCGCCAAGCACGACAAACUCGUCAGUCGCCACGACUGUCCCGAGCACGGUCACUGGAACAAAUGGACCAAGAGCUGUGUUUGCGACGACGGAUACACUUGGUGCCAAGACCGCAGUGCCUGCAUUGAAAGAGUCUAUCGAUCCAUCACCGAUCUGAUCACGCGUGUCCUGUUUCUCGUUCGCAAUUGCAUCUCGAAUCUUGCAGUCACCACCACUACCACAACCGCUGCCACCACCACCACCACGGAGCCCUGCUCCGCUGACGAGACAACUGCGCCGUCCAUCAACCCCAUCUACACGAUCAACACGCUUGCAUCGGCCACCGGGAACGGCUUCAUCUGGCAAGAGCCUGUCAUCACUACCACUGCUGCAGCCCCCGCUACCAGCACUCCGGCCAGCGCCGCCACAAGCGCUGCUGUUGCUACCACCACCGCUGCCAACGCAGCCAGUGCUAGUGCCGCCGUUACCACUUCGUCUGCGGCUAGCGCCACCACCGCCGCUGCUAACAAUCAAGCCGUCUUCAACACCGAGAGCGAGGUUGCCACUGCCCAGACACUUGUCACCCUUGCCGGUCGUGCUGCUCACAUGCCCCCCGCAACUCUUGCCGGUCCUCCGACUGCUCCUCCUCCUUCUCCCAACGGAUCCGCUUCUUCUUCCGCUUCAAAACCUUCCACUACUCCUCCUCCUCCUCCCAAAACUUCCGCCCCUCCUCCAUCUUCUGGCGCUCCACAGAAAGCAAGCCCCAAACGCACCGGCAAGCCCCACGCCCGCCGUGCCCAGCGUCUUCGAAACCACUUCUAG